GUCGCGACUCGAGUGCCAAGCGGCCAUGCGCUGCCGAACAACCGUGUCUGCUAUGAUAGUGGCCAGCGUUGACUGCUACGUCUAACUCUUGAAUAUCAUGCCCAAAGGCUCUGCGACACCUUGGUCUUACUUCCUUAUACGACUGCUUUUCAAGUUCGUACUGAAGAUCUUCUACGGUACCAUUGUAGUAGAGGGUACAGAGAACAUCCCUGAGAAGGGGAAACCAUGUAUAGUAUGCGCGAACCACAGUAAUUCUCUCACAGAUGCUUUACUUCUCGUGGCUUCGAUACCAUGGAAGAGACGCAACAUGUUAAGGCUGACUGCGAAGUCCACUCAAUUUGGCAAGAAAACCUUCACCAGUUGGCUCAUUGAGUCUGCUGGGACUGUACCGCUACAACGACGGAAGGACUUUGAGGAUGGUCGUGUAGACAAUACCGAAGUCCUCUUGAAACUCAUGGAAGCACUGGAUAUGGGCGAUGCUGUGUGCUUGUUUCCAGAAGGGAUGAGUCGAUAUCAUCCAUCGCUAGCGCCUCUGAAGACAGGAGUUGCCCGCAUUGUUUCGGAUGUUCUCACUCGCCAUCGAGACGAUCCCAACUUUGAAAUGUCCGUCUUGACGUGCUCAAUCACGUACAUGCAUCGCCAACAUUUCCGUUCAGACGUCCUGGUGACUUUCCAUCCCCCGAUGAAGUUCACCCCAAAGAAUAAUCCAGAACUCUUGGCUCCAACUGACUACAACAAUAUUCGUGCGCUGACUGCUCGUAUACACCAACAAAUAAGCUCGGGGACGCUUGAUGCCCCUUCAUGGAGACUGAUCCGUAUAGCCAAGCUAGCGGCAAGGAUGUACGCCCCUAUAGGGACGCAGAUGAGCCUAGGAGAUUACGUUAGGAUAGUACGAACAUUCCUGCAAGCCUUCAAACUUGCGGAGGCGUCCCUGACAAGCAGUGGUACUGAUGGAGAAGACGAGGGACGGGCAGAAGAUAGCGAGAUUUUGAAGUUGGGUAUUGACUUGCAGGGUUACCAAGACCAGCUAGUACGAUGCGGUAUCAAAGAUGACCGCGUCAGAAAACCAUUACCGAGGCAGACAAUUGUCUACAGAAUCAUCAUUCGACUGGCUUGGUCUGUCUUCCUCUUCUCCAUAUCCAUUCCAGGCCUUCUACUUUGGGUGCCCGUAUUCAUCACCACGUUCAUCGCUGUUCGCACGUUCAAGCGAACGGGACCGGUUUGGGAUACCUACGACGAAAUCGCCCAAUACAAACUAGUAUACGGUUUUGUAUCCGGACUUUGCGUCUGGCUCGGAUCCAUGCUACUCACGCUACCUAUUGCGCCUAUCACAGCGAUUCUCGUGCCAGUUGCCAUGUGGAUGUCCCUACGGUGGCUUGAGGAUGCCAUCUCAGCAUUUCGAGCAUUCACUGCGUUGUCGCGUUUGCUUUUAGUUGGAGAUGCACGCUUGGAAGAGAUGAGAAAGACGCGCGCCGACCUUCAUGCCCGAGUGCUCCACCUUGCGGUGAAUACCCUUGGCCUGCCUGAUGCUCCUGAGAAGCAUUUCGCUGAAGUUGGCGGUCGGCAGAAAGGUCGAGUUCGUGGAAGGUGGGCCAACAGUGCCAAGUACUUCUCAGUUCGAAGACGGAGAAAACGUGACUGGAACGAGACGUUGCGCUUGUACGAUAAAGUGGACUAUCCAGGGGACGAAUACUGAUUUUGAAGCCGAUCCAUGAAAGUACAGCAUGCCAAAUGUAAAGAAAUACAGUAUUAAUACAGAUCUCCCGAAAAUAAGCGUCUAUAAGGGUGAAGGAAAUGAAACAUAGGAGUGCGCCGAAGGGGAA
Messenger RNA from Somion occarium, 1823 nucleotides. The record is from the annotation of a GenBank genome assembly. NCBI's taxonomy places the organism in Eukaryota, Fungi, Basidiomycota, Agaricomycetes, Polyporales, Cerrenaceae.